Molecule: messenger RNA, 1919 nt
Organism: Rhinolophus ferrumequinum (greater horseshoe bat)
Lineage: Eukaryota; Metazoa; Chordata; Mammalia; Chiroptera; Rhinolophidae
Gene: DPH7
Product: diphthamide biosynthesis 7
Exons: 9
Molecular function (GO): protein binding
Source: RefSeq, a predicted model, not a curated record
CUGCGGAAGCGGAGCUGUACCUGCCGUGGGCUGUGCGUUUCUCUCCGCGCCCGGGUCGCCGCCUCCAGCCCCGCUUUCACCGCCGUCCGGCGGCCGUCCCCGACCCUGGCUGGCAACCGGGCCCCGUCCGCCCGCCUCCGGCGCCCGGCCGCGUCCUGGGAAUCCCGGGCGCCGGGCGGCGGCGUCCGGCUGCUGCAGGCAGCGGACACAGAGUACACGGCGGACUCGGUGGAGUGGUGCCCGCUGGAGGGCUGCAGGCGCUUGCUGGCCUGCGGCACCUACCAGCUGCGGGAGCUGGCCCUCACGCACAGCAAGAAUGCCCCAGAGGCUGAGGAGCCGCAGGUCCGCGUAGGCCGUCUCUACCUGUACAGUCUGAGUGAGGACAGCAGUGCCUGCCCCCUGGUUGAGAUCCAGAGAAGAGAUACUCCUGCCAUCCUGGACAUGAAAUGGUGCCAUAUCCCGGUGGCCGGCCAUGCCCUCCUGGGUGUGGCGCAUGCUGGCGGGUCCAUAGAGCUGCUGCGCUUGGUGGGGUCCAAGAACACGUACACGCUGCAGCCGUUUUCCAGCUUUGCUUUGGAGAAGCAGUGUCUGGCCUUGUCUCUGGACUGGUCCACGGGGAAAGCUGGCAGGGCCAGUGACCAGCCCCUCAAAGUCAUCAGCAGUGACUCCAGGGGGCAACUCCACCUCUUGAAAGUGACCGAGGCAGGGCCUGGACUACAGGGUGUGGCCACGUGGCAGGCCCAUCACUUCGAGGCCUGGAUCGCUGCUUUCAACUACUGGCAGACGGAUAUCGUGUACUCAGGUGGGGACGAUGGCCUUUUGAAAGGCUGGGACACCAGGACACCUGACACAUCCAUAUUCAGCAGCAAGAGACACUCCAUGGGCGUGUGCAGCAUCCAGAGCAGCCCCCACCAGGAGAACCUCUUGGCCACAGGAAGCUAUGACGAGCACGUCCUGCUGUGGGACAUUCGGAACAUGCGGCAGCCCUUUGCAGACACAGCCGUGCAGGGCGGCGUGUGGAGGCUCAGGUGGCACCCUUUCCACCGCCACCUGCUCCUGGCAGCGUGCAUGCACGGAGGCUUCAGGAUCUUCAACUGCCAGAAAGCAAUAGAGAAGCAGGAAGCAUGCACAGUCUCUGCGUCCUACACGUUGCCAGACUCAUUGGUGUAUGGAGCUGAUUGGUCCUGGCUCAACUUCCACCUUCUGUCGCAGACCCAGCAGUCAUUCCUCUUGGGGUCCUCUGCCUAUAGCGACCCUGGGGCCAGGACAGCAGAUGUCCAUAACCGGAAGGCUGUAGGCCAGUCACUAGGACCUCCAUCUUUUGAUCGCUUAGCAGACCAUGAUGGAGACAGUCGGGCCAAGCCUCAGAGUAGAGGUAAGGGGUGGACUUCUGUGCAUCCACUGAAAGAGGACACGAAAAGUGGCAGCCGGCUACACACCCCAAGGACCAAAAUCUGUGACAGUGACUCGUGUCUGGAAACAGCCCACUUGGACAUCAGCCUCCUAGCCACUUGCUCUUUCUACAACCAUGUUCUUCACCUCUGGAAGUGGGACAACAGCUGAGCUAAGGGGGAGGGUACUUGCUGUGAAAUCAUGAAGACCGGCUGUGCAUGGACUGUCCUGAGACCAUCUCAGGAGAUUCUUACCAGUCUGUGCAGGUUAUGGUGUAGGGCCCAGUGCAUCUUAUGGAGCGUACUGUGUAAACAAGAAAGCUGUUGGCUUCUUAAAUAAACCUUACCUGCUGGGCCCUUCCCGAUGGUGAUUCUGUCAGGGAGCAGGGGGACGCCAGUGCAAGGGGCCUGUCCAGCUCUCAAACGUUUCCCUUUCUCAUGUGGAUUUGACUUUCUGUUCUCCCUUAUUUAAGCAGUUAUUUAUAUUAACAAAGCGGUUUUUUUUAUAAAUGCUACUUUGUAACACCA